Messenger RNA from Diachasma alloeum, 2488 nucleotides. RefSeq names its product octapeptide-repeat protein T2. The record is from RefSeq and is a predicted model, not a curated record. NCBI's taxonomy places the organism in Eukaryota, Metazoa, Arthropoda, Insecta, Hymenoptera, Braconidae. The transcript has 5 exons. The coding region runs from base 1 to 879 and encodes 292 amino acids.
AUGCCGAGGACUUACGACCUUCGCCUUGGAAACUGGCUCAAAUUAGACAACUGCGAAAAAAGGUGUCAGCGAUUGCUGACGGCGGAGGAGAAGCAGAAUGAUCUCUUGCUUGAUGACAAUAUGGAGAUGGAUGAGGAGAAUCGUGUGCUCAUUGAAGAGAUCAAUGAGGAUGACGUAUUAUUUGGAGAUGACGAGGGUUAUGCCUCGAAACAGGCGCAGGCUAGAUUUCCACCACUAAGAGAUGAGCCUCGACAAGCAAAUCCAGAUCAGCCCAGAGGACGAUUCUCACCUGCUCAAGGGAGGCAAAGACAACCCGAGCGUGACAACCCAGCUGGAGCACAAAGACUGAGACAACCAGAGCAGGACAAUCCAGCUGGAGCACAGAGGCAGAGACCGAGACAAGUCCAGAGAGACAACCCAGCUGGAGCACAGAGACAGAGAUCAAGACAAGCCCAGAGAGACAACCCAGCUGGAGCACAGAGUCCGAGACAAGCACAGGGAGACAACCCAGAUGGAGCACAGAGACCGAGACAAGCACAGAGGCAGAGACAACCUCCACCCUUUAGACGAACGUUACCUACUAUGAGGAGGAAGGAGAGUGAAGACAAUCGAAUGUAUUUCAACAGGCAAUUCGUCAAUCACAGAGGGCAAAUUCAUCGAGGCCACCGUGCUGGCAGAAGGCUGGCUCAGCGUAAUACUCGGAAAGUAACAAUGAAGAUAAUAAUCGAACAAGAGUCAGACGUUGAUGGUGAGAAAAGAAGCCAGAGGGACGACAGGAAUUCGGUUUCAUCAAGGGAAAGUAAAUUAUUUAGACGAUUUCUCCCCAUGAUACCUAGAGAUGAACGGCAAGACGUGAUCAUUCUAUUCAACAAGUCCUAGGGAGAAAUCUUUUUUUUUACGCGGGUGAUAAAUUGAAUCACAAAAUUGGAAGGUGUCAAGCUUCCCACAUUGUCUAACAAUUCAUCGAUCAUUUCAUUAUUAUUUCCCAAUAAGAAUUUGCUGACGAAUUGAUUCAGAGAUUCUACAUUUGUUUCUCGUCAUUUGCUUUAACAUAUAAGAAAUUAGAAUUUUCUCAAAUUUUGAUUUUCCGCCUCCUAAUGAUCACAAGUAUUUGAUGUUUCUCAUAUUUUUCAGUCAAUCUAAUUCAAUUUAUGAUUUAUUAUUCAUUUUUUCUUGAAAAAAUUUGUAGCUUCUGUCAAGUUUCUUGCAUAAUUCAGUUUAUUUGACCAUGUCAGGGAUUCACAUAUAUUACGAAUGGUUGAAAUUAUAACCUUGGAAAUUAGACAAUUUCAUUCGACUUCACUUCGUCAUAUCUACCUGAUGGAUUAUUAUUUUUCUACAUAUAGAAUUUUUCUACUUCAUUUUCAUUUCCUUGAAGUCGUGAUUCACCCCAAUCAUAAUCAGUAUUCGAUGUCUUCUUUAUUGUUCACUCGGUUCCAUCGAACUUAUGAUUUGUUUUUUUCUCUCGAGUGACAAUUUUAUUUAUAACAUGUAUAGUUUCCCUCCACUUUCUUGUGUUAUUAAGUUAAUUUGAGCUCAUUUUCGUUGUUCUUUACUCAAAAAUUCGUGAAUAAUACUAUACUGUUAGGGUCCGCUACCAGAAUGUCACAGACGAUGGCGUGCCUUACCAAUGGGACAAGAACACCAACGUCCUGAAGCCAGCCAAGUCCAACACUAAAAAUACCUCUAAAUCCCCUCCAAUCCCCUCUCUCUCAGUCUCAACCUCUUUUGCAGACACAGUCUUUUCCCUCUAUCCCCGCAACCACCACUUUCCCAACCCCUGUCAACAUUAAUAAGCCUGGAAAUUUUUUAGGAGCCGGUCCUCUGAAACCCCCCACCCGGGAACCCCAUCUGACCUAUCGAUUGCUUUCUGGAAUGUGACUAACUUCUGCCACCUGGGGGACCUGGUGGAACACGACCUAGCUGACAUCUUGUGUAUCUCGGAAACCAUGAAGAUCAAUCCUCCUCAGCCAUGCCCCAAGUUACUCGACAACUUCAACUGUUUCUGGUCCAACGCUGUCAAGGACAAAUCCAAGGGCAGGGGCAGUGGUGGGCUUCUUCUCUGCGCUAUAAAAAAAUAUUGAAUUUUAUAUCAGUUUAUUUUAUAUCACAUUAUCAGUCAUAAUCAGUAUUUAAUGUUUGCUUUAUUUUUCACUCAGUUCCAUCUAAUUUAUGAUUUGUUAUAGUUUUCCUCCAAUUACUUGUGCCAUUUAGUUAAUUUGACCUCAUUUCCGUUGUUCUUCACUCCGAAUUUCGUCAAUAGUAAUGUGGAGGUUUUUUUUUAUCCUGAAUUUAAAUGAUAAAAUCAGAAAUCUAAGGAAUACAUUCUAGUUGAUUGUUCAUUCAUUUAAUUUGAAAAUCAUUUUCCCUCAUUUGUUUAGCUGAUAUCUGUUGGAAAUGACGAUUUGGAAUCAAGCUAAGAAAUAUGAAUCACAUAUGUAUUUUUCCUCACUAAAAAUUUAUAUGAUAUAUCAAAAUAUUUCCACUU